ACUAUAGAAUCUAUGCUAAAAUCUAAACAUAGCUUCAUCUUCCAAGGCAACAAGGUGCAGUUGGUGUUUUGACUUUUGAGACUUGCCUUCUCGGAUUAAGAAUUAAGGCAGAAACGAAUGGCUAUAGAAUCUAAAACUAAGCUGAGAGAAGACUUUUGUCAAAUGUGAGAAGACCAAGUCCAUUGUCAAUUUCAGAAUCAUGGUGUACCACAAACUAAGACUCUUAAAACGUGAAACCCACCUGUGGAAUACAAAGGUCAUGUUUACAAAAGCAAAAGCCAACAAUCACAUAGACACAUUAAGCCCCAUACCUUAGCUAGAGAUAGAGCACAACAACCAAGAGAUGAGAGGGUCUGCAUCGUUGGUAACGUUAAACCACAAGAUUCUCCGACCGUGUAGGAAACUCUUGAUCAGAAUCACCAAGAGCUGUCCUCGGCGCCAAACCCGGCAUUUGAAACUCAAGAAAGCUUCUUCUUCUUCUUCAAGUAAGCCAGGGAACAAGGUUACCAAGGUGGUGGCCUUGUUCUUCCUCUCUUUCCACAAGAAGAAGCAGAAGAAAGAAAAGAUGAAGCGGCUUAACGAACUAAGGAGCUACUCCCACGCUGUCAGUGACCAGAAGAAGACAAAGAAGAAGGCCUCAAAACAGGAAUCAAGCAAGAAGAAGGUGUUCCCAUCAAGAAUCACAAUGUCUUGGCUAGGUCAGGGUAAGGGUAACAACACUCAUGAAGUUCCUCAAGAUCAUGAUCCACGUAGAGACAGCACAAGCGCAUUCAUUCCUUGAUGUUUUGAAACAAGACCAGCAAAGAUAACAUUUAUCAAAUUUUAACUCUAUUAUAUGUGGCUCUCUCAAUGUACACUAAAGAUAUUUGUCCUCGAUAUCUUGAGAUCAUUCAUGUGUUUGCAUUUUGGUCACGCUAAAAAGUUAUUAAAAUAUUGUUGCAUAUGACUAUUAAAAAUUAAAAUCAGCCAAAUAUUUCAAAACUCAAGAAUCCAAAUCAUUUAAACACAAAGAAGAGAAGAUAGACAUUGGAUUCUUUAUACAUCUAUCAUACAAGCACGGACCAUUUGCUUCAUUCCCUACCUAACCUUAGGCAAAUCAAUCAACCCACGGAAACCAGUGAGAAGUUUGAUACAUCAUGAAUUAUUAUUCUCCGACCAGUUCUUGUCAGCACCUCCAUUGUAA
This is a messenger RNA of Brassica napus (rape), 1183 nucleotides long. RefSeq lists its product as uncharacterized. NCBI's taxonomy places the organism in Eukaryota, Viridiplantae, Streptophyta, Magnoliopsida, Brassicales, Brassicaceae. The record is from RefSeq and is a predicted model, not a curated record. The coding region runs from base 344 to 781 and encodes 145 amino acids. The transcript has a single exon.